CCAUUCUCCUCUCAGCUUCUCGCUUUUGAAGCUGCUCCAUCAACCAGUUUCAGUUUUCUCGUUAGUCACUCUACCAGCAAUAGCAACAGAGGAGGAAGAGCUAAUUGGUGCGGUCGGUUAGUCAUGGCUGUCGUGAAUUUUGUCAAGCCGCACAUUGGGCAGAGCCCAAAGCUACAGGGGCGUACUCCGAGGAGGGGCAGCGGCGUGGUCAGGAGCUCGCUGCAGGGCGCCGUCGUCGGGAACAGGGCGGAGUGGCUGACCAGCUGCGCGGUGCUCUCCAGCAAGGUGGCCGCGCUCGCCCCCCACUCCACCAACGGACACCUCGCGCUGGCGGUGGCGGCUUCGAACGGGGCGGUGCUGGACUUGGUCCCUGUGAAGACUGUUGAUGGCAGCGCACGCAGCCUGCCGGCGCCCCUGCGGAUCGCGGACCUGUCCCCGGCGCCCAUGCACGGCUCGGAGCUGCGCGUGGCGUACCAGGGCGUGCCUGGGGCGUACAGCGAGAAGGCGUCCGCAAAAGCCUACCCGGGCUCCGACGCCAUCCCGUGCGACCAGUUCGAGGUGGCCUUCCAGGCCGUGGAGAACUGGGUCGCGGACCGCGCCGUGCUCCCCGUGGAGAACUCGCUCGGCGGCAGCAUCCACCGCAACUACGACCUCCUGCUCCGCCACCGCCUGCACAUCGUCGGCGAGGUGCAGCUCCCCGUGCACCACUGCCUCCUCGCGCUCCCGGGCGUGCGCAGGGAGGACAUCACCCGCGUCAUCAGCCACCCGCAGGCGCUGGCGCAGUGCGAGCACACGCUCACCCGCAUGCCCGGCCUCAACGCUGCCCGCGAGGCCUUCGACGACACGGCCGGCGCCGCCGAGUACGUGGCAGCCAACGGCCUCCGCGACACGGCUGCCAUCGCGUCCUCCCGCGCCGCCGAGCUGUACGGCAUGGAGGUGCUCGCCGACGGCAUCCAGGACGACUCCGGCAACGUCACGCGGUUCGUGAUGCUGGCCCGGGAGCCCAUCGUGCCGCGCAUGGACCGCCCCUUCAAGACCAGCAUCGUGUUCGCGCACGACAAGGAGGGCACCUCCGUGCUCUUCAAGGUGCUAUCCGCCUUCGCCUUCCGUGACAUCAGCCUCACCAAGAUCGAGAGCCGGCCGCACCGGCCCAUCCGCCUUGCCGACAGCAGCACCGCCCCGAAGCAGUUCGAGUACAUGUUCUACGUGGACUUCCAGGCCUCCCUCGCCGACCCGCGCGUGCAGAAUGCACUCGCUGAGGUGCAGGAGUUCACGUCAUUCUUGCGGGUGCUCGGGAGCUACCCCAUGGACAUGACACCUAUGGCUGCCGGCGUUGCCUCAUCUGAAUCCUCGUCGGCUUAUUCGUCUUCUUGAAUGGAUUCGAUAGAGUUAAUUAAGAUCUCCAUCGAGUAAUUAAUCGUGUUCUUCAUUUUCUUGUCACAGUACGUGUAAUAGUGCCAGUUGAGCUGAUUAGACCUCAGUAAAUAUACUUGUGACUUGCGAGAUA
Messenger RNA from Aegilops tauschii subsp. strangulata, 1507 nucleotides. Its product is annotated as arogenate dehydratase 1. Gene Ontology annotation, molecular function: arogenate dehydratase activity; prephenate dehydratase activity. Gene Ontology annotation, cellular component: chloroplast; cytoplasm. Gene Ontology annotation, biological process: L-phenylalanine biosynthetic process. The record is from RefSeq and is a predicted model, not a curated record. NCBI's taxonomy places the organism in Eukaryota, Viridiplantae, Streptophyta, Magnoliopsida, Poales, Poaceae.